Messenger RNA from Talaromyces marneffei, 636 nucleotides. RefSeq lists its product as uncharacterized. The transcript has 6 exons. Gene Ontology annotation, biological process: mRNA splicing, via spliceosome. Gene Ontology annotation, molecular function: RNA binding. NCBI's taxonomy places the organism in Eukaryota, Fungi, Ascomycota, Eurotiomycetes, Eurotiales, Trichocomaceae. The record is from RefSeq and is a predicted model, not a curated record. The coding region runs from base 1 to 636 and encodes 211 amino acids. Gene Ontology annotation, cellular component: catalytic step 2 spliceosome; U1 snRNP; U4/U6 x U5 tri-snRNP complex.
AUGCAAAAUUUGAUCAACUAUCGCAUGCGCGUCACGUUAAAUGAUGGCCGACAAAUGACGGGCCAGAUGCUGGCAUUCGAUAAGCACAUGAACCUGGUCCUCGCCGAUACAGAAGAAUUCCGUCGCGUCAAACGAAAAGCCGCCAAGCAAGCCCCCGGUGCUGCGGCCGCCCCCCUCGUCGAAGCAGAGGAAAAGCGAACCCUCGGCCUCACAAUCGUUCGAGGAACGAAUGUCGUGUCGUGCUCGGUAGACGGUCCCCCUCCUGCAGAUCCCUCAGCUCGUCUUGGUACCAGUGUGCCAAACGUGCCUUCAGGUGCUGCUACACUCUCAGCCGGUCCCGGUAUUAGUAGGCCCGCCGGACGAGGUUUGCCUGUUGGACUUGGUGGUCCGGCUGCUGGUGUUGGAGGUCCUGCCCCUGGUGGAUUUGGUGGAUUCCCUGGUGCUCCUGGAUUCCCUGGCGCGCCACCACCAGGAUUUGGUGGACGUGGCGGUCCUGCAGGUCCUCCUGGCUUUGCGCCUCCUGGAUUCCCUCAGGGCGCUCCUGGCGGUGGACCUCCUGGCUUCCAACCACCUCCUGGUUUUCAACCUCCCGGUCAAGGUCGCGGCUACCCACCUCCCGGAUUCGGUGGGCGUUGA